AAAAACAAUGCACAAAUGACGCUGCAACGACAUAAAACGCAGUUGCUGCAACAAAAUAAACAAUGUUCUAACAACAACAACAACAACAACCAUAACAAACACAAAAGCUGCCCGCCCCUUGCCGCCAAAUGGGGCAACAUAUGCACAAUACUCCUCUGCCUGCUGCUGUUGUCGUCCUGCCAACUGGGUCGCGCACAACAACAAAAGCUUCGACAGGGCCAACAACAGCAGGCGCUGCCACCCCACUCGGAGCUGGAAGCAGUUGAACUGCUGCAGGACAACGACAACAACAACAACAAUGACAAUGACAACGAUAUCGAAUUCGCCAGUCUCGAUGGCGCCACACAGCUGCUGCCCGCAACGCGUCAUGGCGGAGACGCCACAGCGGCGCCGCCGUCGACGCCGGCGCUGCUGCUGACAUCAUCGACGAGCUCCUACACGGAGCUGCAGGGCGGCGAGAUACUCAGCGAGCGCACUUUGCGGCUCAGCGAGAGCCCGUACCUGGCACGCGAUGACCUGGAGGUGGUGCGUGGGGCACGGCUCACCAUCGAGCCGGGCGUGACCGUUGAAUUUGCGCCCACCAAAGGACUCAAGGUGCGCGGCGUGCUUCAAGCAGUGGGCACACCCACAGCACGCAUUACACUGAAGUCCCAGGGUAAUAUUGCAAAUUAUAAAAUGGAGCUGCCAGAUGAUCAGGCGAAGGGCAUUCGCUUGGUGGACGGACCAACGCCUGUGGAAGGACGACUGCAGCUAUACCAAAAGGGCGCCUGGCGCUCUGUUUGCUCCAAUUCAAGAAAUUGGACCCUGGCCGACUAUGCGGUGGCCUGCAAGCAGCUGGGCUACAGAGGAGGCCGCUUCUGGAACUGGGUGGAACGCACGCCCGGCUAUUAUCCACGUUUGCUCUACGAGCAGCCCAAGUGCCGAGGCGGUGAGAAUAGUUUGCUGGAAUGCGCCUGGAGCUCGCGGCAGAUGGGCGCCGGGUCGUGUGACUAUCACAACGACUUGGGCAUUCAAUGCCUGCCGGUGCACUCGGAGCCCCUGGGUCACUGGCGCGGCCUGUACUUUGACAAUGCGCCUUCGACCAAGACGCUGGGCAGGGAUAACACGGUCUAUGCAGCGCAGUCGGAGUCGCGGCUCAGGUAUGUGGACAUCAUCCGAGCGGGCAACGGAGCUGGCUUUAGUGCCAAGUCGGCGUUGGAGGUGCAGGGCCUGCCGCCACAGAUGGAGCACGUGGUGAUCAGCCACUCGGCGUAUACGGGCUUCAACAGCACACGGCCCUGGGCGGGAUUCCAGCUGCAGAAUGUGACGGUGCGCAAGAGCAAUGGCAUUGGCAUCUUUGUCAACUCCAGCCAGGGUCUGGUCCAGCUGGAUGGCUGCUCGGUGGUGGACAAUGCCGCCGAUGGCAUCAAGUAUGUGGGUCACGAUCUACGCGGCACGGAGCGCACAGAUCGCGCCAGCAUCUACGACUUCUGCACGCUGCCCACGACCUCCGGACAGACGUACCCCAUCUCCCUGUCCUUUACACAGAAAUACUACGCCGGCUCGGCCAAGGAGUGCGGCAAGUACUUCUUCACCCGACCCGGCUACUAUCUCACCCUGCACUUUGAGCACUUUGUGCUGCAGCAGAACGAGACGGCCAGCGUGGAGAUCUUCGAUGGCGCCUCCACCAACGAUCGGCUGCUGUUCGAGUGGCACGCGCGAAACUUUACCCGGCCGCAGAGCGUAACCAGCACCCGGGAGAAGAUGUUUGUGCGCAUACGCGCCGAUGCACGGCGGGAGUUGAGCGGCUACUUCCGGAUCACUUCGGGCGAUUCGGUGGCCUAUGAUCUGCGCGUCUCACAGUCCACCGUCGAGGACAAUGGUGGACGCGGCGUGGCCAUCGACAACAUACGCUCUAAGCUGCACGUGCAUGCUAGCUCCGUCUCCGGCAAUGGGCACGUGGCGGGCGUUCACGUGACGAGCGGCGCGGGCGAUGUCAACAUAACUAGCAGCAACAUUAGCUUCAACAAUGGCGCUGGGGUUAACAUAACAUACUAUGGCGGCAAUCGGAAUAUCUCGCGCUCAGCGAUCAGCUCGAAUCGCGGCUAUGGCCUGGCCACCUGGCUGAACCAGACCACAGAUGUGGAUACCGUGGAGUACAUACCCAUUAAUCAGACGAGCGUGGUGGAGUACUCACAGAUUGGCGGCAAUCUGGAGAUGGGCGUCUUCCAUGGCAACUACUGUCGUCCCAUUUGGGUGAACAUCACGGGCAACAGCUUCAAUGGCAGCCAGCAGAACGAUAUCUACAUCGAGUCCUGCUACCAGGCCACGGCUAACGGGCAGCCCAACAUGCAGCUGCAGCUGGGUCACAACAUGUUCAAGUACAGCCAGGCGAAUGCCAUCUAUUUGAGUCCCGCCCUGAAUCUGCAGGGCCGCAUCGAGUACAACAUGUUCCGAUUUGGCGCCUAUGGCUGCAUCUAUGUGAACAACGACUACAUCUUUCAGGAGUUCAACUAUCUGCCCGUCAAGCUGAUCAUCCAGAGCAACUAUUUCAUGCGCAACAGUGGUCUCCAUGUGGUCUCCCUGGCGCUCUCGCCGUAUAGUCGGGCCGAGGUGCAGUACAUCCUGUUCACCCGCAACUUCGUGAAGAGCAACAACAUCACGGAGGCCUUUGGUCCGCUCAUUGCAGGCAGCGAGGGCAACGAUGGCGCCGGCCGGCUGAAUCCACGCUCUCGCGUCGCUGCACCGGUUGUGGUCGGCUCCAGCAAUGUGGACAUCUAUCGCAAUAUACUGCACAAUCUGGACUCUGCCUACGAGAUUGGCUCCCAGCUGACGGACCAGAGCCAGAUCAUCAAUGCCACCUGCAAUUGGCUGGGCCAUACGGACGAGAAUCGCAUCUAUGCGAGGCUCUUCCAUCGCAACGAUCGCUACAAUCUGGCCAAGAUCAACUAUAUACCAUACCUGCUGCACAGCUCCAAUCCGGGCUCCACUGCCAUGAUCACCGUGUCCACGGUUGUGCCCAGGUUCUUCCACGAGGGCAGUGAUGUGAUUGGCGGCGAGGUGGACGGUCAGGACAUGGUGCCAGCCGGUACCUACACCGUCACCAAGGACAUUAACAUUCGGCCUGGCGGCAAGCUCAUCCUGCAGCCGGGCACAACGCUGCGCUUUGAGCCCAGCGUGGGCAUGAUGGUCGCGGGCAAGCUUGAGGCGCGUGGCCGACGACCCGACGACAUACUCUUCACCCUCAAGCGGGAGACCAUCAUCGGGGAGCACAACGACACGGAAACCAUUGACCUAGACAGCGAAACGGAGGCCAUUGACAUGGAGACGGAGGUGCUGCCCGCGGACGCUGUGCCCCGUGUGCCGGUACGUUUAGUGGGCGGUACGGGCGCACACGAGGGUCGCCUGCAGGUGUAUCUGAAGGGUCGCUGGGGCACUGUCUGCGACUACGGCUGGAAUGUGCUGAACGCGGCGCUGGUCUGCCAUCAGCUGGGCUACUCCCUGAAUCCGCAGGACUGGCGGCUGCUGCGCUCGCAGCUGCCCAAUGCCGGCACCUCCGAGGAUGUGCUGGUGGCCAAUGUGCGCUGCACGCCGCACGAUCGCGACGUGACCAAGUGCCGGGCGGAAUACGAAUUUGAGAACAGCUGCAGCCACGAGAACGAUGUGGGACUGCGCUGCUACGAGGGCGCCUGGGCGGGCGUGCGGUUCAGCAUGCUGGCGGAGCGGGCCGAUCUGCAGUAUGUGACCGUGGAGAAGGCGGGCCUCUUCGACUACACGACCAACUCGUUCCGGCCGGCGGUGCAAAUGGAUCAUGCGCGUCACAAUCUGGAGAAUGUGCGUGUGGUCAACAAUCUGCAGGAUGGCCUGGGCAUUAUCUAUGCGGACAUCUAUGCGGGCAAGUCGGUGAACAACAUAAAGAACUCGGAAUUUUCCGGCAAUCGCGGCAGCGGCAUCAGCCUGAAGCAGCUCGACUUUCGCAUCUCCGGCUCCAUCAUCAAGGACAAUCGGGGCAGCGGCAUCUCCCACGAUGCGGUCAUUGCCUCGCUGGACCAGAAGGAGAUCGGCGGCUGGUUCAACAUGGCCCGCGACUUUAAUGCCUACGACACGGACUAUGAUCCCUAUCUGCUGCCCCAUGAGAUAGCCAACAUUGAUCUGGGCACCUUUGAGCACAAGUACAUACGCACUGAGGAGCUGCUCGGCCAGUCGAUCAGUCGCAAGAUUGUGGUCCAGUGCCCCGCCGGCUAUGUGAUUGGCAUUCAGCUGCUCAAUCCCAUACACAAUCAGUCCACGGAGAGCAUCAGCAUACUGAAUGCCCGCACGGAGAAUAUACGCAGCGAUCUGUGGCAGGUGAAGCGCGAUCUCAACGUAUUCCCCGCAACCAGCAGCAGCUACGGCAUCAUCAUCUACUACGAGAGCGGCCUGCACGCCCUGGGCGGAGCUGUCCUCAUGCUGACCACCGUGACGGCGCCCGUCCAGAACAUACGCAAUCGGAUUGUCAGCGGACCGGUGCCCACCCUGACCAUACGCUCCACCAAGAUACAGAAGAAUCUGCGCGGCAUUACGGGCUACUAUUACAAUCGGUAUGUCGGCGAUAACGGGGAGCUCUAUUUGCGCAAGGCCAACGAGUCCAUCAAGCUGAUCAACUCAGAGCUCAGCUUCAAUGAGCGUGAGGCCAUAUUGAUCAAGUCGCCCUUCUGGGAUGUCAUCUCCAGCAAUCUUUCGGAGGUCACGCUGCACAUCAACGGCUCGCUCAUCAGUCAGAACGGCUAUGGCAUACGUCAGCUGUCCAAGGAUUUGCGCUCAUCCAACAAUCUGUUCCACUAUGUGCUCCAGGAUAGCACGGUGGAACAGAAUGCCCAUGGCGGCUUUCAGGUGGCCCUGCCCUAUGUCUGGCAGUACAAUGAGAACUUUACCCAUUCGAUUUACUUUGGGAAUAGCACCUGGCAGCGCAAUCGCAACUUCCACGUUGGCAUCUACGGGCACUAUGCCGUCUUCAACAUAACCUCGAACGUGUUCCGGGAGAAUAGCUGCCCCGGUGCACUCAUAUCGCUGGACGGCAUGGAGAAGCGUCUGCGCUUCGAUAACAAUCGCUUCGAGGCGAACAACGCCAAGUUCGUGCUGCUCUUCAAGGCGGACAGUCUCAGCGAGAUCAUUGGCCAGGUGCCGGCCAGCAUCGAGUACAACACCUUCAAGGGCAACCAGAUUGUGACCAUGUUGGCGGACUAUCGACAUUAUAUGAAAGUUGCCCGACGCAUGCGCAAGCAGCACCAGCUGCCCAGCUCAGUGAUCCGGCUGGAUGGCGUGCAGAACGUGAGACUCUAUCGGAAUCUGAUAGCCAACAAUGAGAUGGACUACAAUCUGGUGGCGGGCGUGAGAUCGGCGCGUCUGAACAACUACUUCUAUGCCGCGGAGAACUGGUGGGGCAGCCUGGAUGUGGCCUACAUUGAGUCGAAGAUCUUCGACUUUGACAACUGGAACGAUCAUGCGGACGUCAUCUAUCAGCCCUUCCUCAUUGAGGACAGCUACGAUGCCAGCGUCUCGGUGGUGGCGCCGCCCAACGAGGAGUCCAACCUGGCCACUUAUCGUGGCGGACGAGUCUAUCGGGAUCUUACGCUGCCCAAGCAGUCGACGCCCUACUACAUAGCCUCGGAUAUAACGGUUAUGCCGGACACCACCCUGACCAUACAUCACGGGGUUACGCUCGAGUUUGAGCCGAACGUGGGCAUUCUCGUGCUGGGCACGCUUAUGGCCAUCGGCUACAAAGAGUCGCCAAUUGUGAUGCGUCCGUUUAGGAAUGCCACCAAGGAGUCCAUGGUAGCGGCUCCGCCGCGCAAGCGUGCGCUGGAGGACAUGAGCGCCGCCCUCACAGACUUCGACUCCAUACGACUGUGCACCAGCGCCAGCAAUUGCACGGGCGAGGCAGACGGGCUGUACGGCCUGAACGAGGGCUUCCUGGAGUACUUCAAUCACACGACACUGCAGUGGGUGCCCAUAUGCGAUGGUCGCUUCACGGAGCGCAAUGCCCAGGUCGUGUGCCGGGAGCUGGGAUUCGAUCCGCUCAAUGUGUACUACGGCCACGACAGGCGCAUUGAGUUCCACACGAACUCGCUGACACGCAUCUGGUCCUGGGUGCAGCCGCUGGAGUGUCGUGGCGAUGAGGAGCGCAUGGAGGACUGUGCCGAGCGGCUCAAUGGGCAGCUCUACGGUCAUCGGCACGAGUGUCGCUGGGACGAUGUGUUCGUGUUCGUGAGCUGCAAUGGCGUCGCCGACGACGAGGCCUACUGGGGCGGCAUACGCUUUGCCAACUCCAAGUUUGAGGAGAUCCAGUACGAGCAUCGGCUGCAUAAUACACGCUCCCACGGCUCCCAGACGCAGCAGCGCGAGAGCCAGCUGGAGUUCGUGCGCAUCGAGCAGGCCGGCAUACUGCACAACCACAAGGCGGCCGCCAUUCAAGCGAUACACAAGAACCCCAUCAUCAGUUCGGUCAGCAUCGAGAACUCGGCCAACCAUGGCAUCAACCUGAUAGCGCCCAGUGGCAAGCUGAACCUUAACCAUCUAAACAUCAACCGGACUCUCGGCACGGGCAUCAGCAUUGUUUCGCUCAGCGGCGAGGGUCGAGACAGCGACGAGUCCAGCUUCACGCCGCUCAAGAAGCUGGACCUGCCCUACAAGCUCUUCUCGCUGGUGGACAUUUGUGAUCCCCAGAAGGUGCUGACCAUCGAGGAGCGCAUGCUGGUCUACUACAAGUACGAUAAUAAUCCGGUCAACUGUGUCAAGAUCUUCACGUCCGCCUUUCGCGCCAAGCCCAUCGGCUUCCGUCUGCUGCAAUCGAAUCUUUUCAAUCACUCAAAGCUCUACGGACGCACGGAUUUCAUCAAGCUCUACGACGGCGACAUCUACAAUGUCACGGCCACGUAUCUGGGUAAAAUAGAAUCGGACACGAACAAUCAGCGCUCCUUCUUCAAGACGAAGGGUCCGACGCUAAGCCUGCAAUUGGUCGCCAGUGGCGCCCCAGAGACACACGGCUUUAUAGCCGAGGUCGUCACUGUGCCCAUCUCCACUUUGGGACAAUAUCGCGAUGCCCUGCACAACAUCACGGACACGCACAUCUCUGGUGCCAUGAAGGGUGCCGUCAGCUAUGCCUCGGCGGGCGAGGUCACGCCAACCCUGACGCUCAUUGGCAAUCGCAUCGAGAGGAACUGCAAGCAGCUCUAUGGCAAUUUCUCCACCUGCGCCUCGGCGCUCAACUUGGAUGUGCAGAACAUGAACUCCCUAUAUUUUAUGAACAAUCUGCUGCUGGAGAAUCAGGGUGGGCUGCGCAUACGUGCUGAUUCCCGCGGCACCGCGACCUCGUUACGUGGCUUUGUGCAUCACAAUCUGUUCAUGCGGAAUCGCAAUCGUCCCGCCCUGUUUGUGGAGGGUCGUCAGUCGUCGCCCUACCAGGAGGUCGAGCUGUAUCGCAACUAUUUCGCCCAGAACAUGGCCGGCUAUGAGGAGGUUAUUCGACUUUGCCAGGUCGUGUCCAACUUUAGCUACAACUACGUCCACAGCAAUGUGGGCGGUCGCAUCAUGGAGGUUUCCGGCUUCGAGAAGGUGCGUCUGCAGAUCUAUCAGACAACGGCACACAAUGGUUUCUACAGGAAUGUGGCCACCAACUGGAUGUCUCGAGCAACCAUUGUGGCAGGCACCGCGGGUCAGCAGUACGUGGACAACAUAUUCGAGAACUAUGAGAAUGACUACGAGCUGCUGACAGUCAACAAUUCCAUUAUGAGCUUUGAUUAUGAAAACAGGACCUUCGAAACCUGGAGCUCCAAGAUAGACGCACGUCACAAUUACUGGAGCUACAACAACACCAUCUCGGUGCAGUCGCGCAUUAGGGAUAAGCACGAUGACCCUAUGCUGCUGGAGGUGCUGGCCGUGCCGUUCCAAAUGAACAACGAGACCAUUUUGGACGGCAAGUGUCCGCCCGGCUGGGCCCUGGUGCACGACACCUGCUUCAUCUAUGUCGGCGCGCCGAUGACCUUCCAUGAGGCGCGUGAUUUCUGUCGGUCGGAGAACUCGACCAUGCCCUUCAUACGCACCGACAGCACCACGUUGUGGAAGUAUCUGCAGAGCCAGAUGCGGCAUCUCAAGUACCCGGAGAAGGUCUGGAUACAGGACUACAAUCACAUCGAGCGCUGCACGAGCUUCGUCUUCAACGAGGUCGAGGUGGGGGACUGCAACAAGGAGCGCGGUUUUAUCUGUGAAAUGGAUCCGAGAGUCAUCAUCGAUCCGCUGUCGUGGCGCGCGGACAUUUUUGCCAUAAGUAUUAUCUCGGCCUUUGUUCUGGCCAUCAUUCUGCUCAUCCUGGUGGCCUUCUGCUGGUUCGCCAAGUCCAAGCAUCGGCAUGUGCAGCGCCUGCAGCGACGCAACAGCAUUCGCCAGAGCCUUCGCAGCCUCAACAGCAUCGAUCCGCAAGGAUCCCUGCGCCGUCGUCCCAAUUAUAACAUGUCCAGCAAUGGCACCCUGUCCAAGAGCCAGGACUACAAGCAGAUGAUGGUGGCCAAUGGCUCCAUCGAUUCCAUGGACAAGAGCGUGCUCAGCUCGGAGGCGGGCAGCUUCGAGGGCUACGACCAGAAGCCCCACUACAAUGAGUACGUCAACCAGAAUGCACUCCGGCCUGCCGCCCAGGAUCAUCAGCAGCCACAUAAGGUGGCCACCAUAUCCAAGGGCAGCGCACAUCGCGCCCGGGCAGCAGCCGCCGCCUUGGAGCCGGAUGCCUUUGAGCUGAGCUACCGCAACGAGGGCUUCCGCGACAACUCGACCUAUGGCGGCGGCACGCGCGCCAAUUCCAUCAGCACCAGCGUGGCGGAGGACACGCCCAUCAUACACCAGACGGACGCGGAGGCCGAGGAGCUGGGCUCGGAUUAUUAUGGCAAUGCCAGCACGCUGCCGCUGCGCACGGAUACGGGCAGCAGCAGCGUGGGCGGACGCCGUGGCCAGCCUGGUCUGGCUUUUCUCAGCGAGCUGAAGCAGAAUUUGCCGGAAUAUCAGCGCAGCUCGCACAGCAGCUUUCUGCCGCAGCGCAGCAGCGGCGAUUCGCUGCCCUUCGACCAGAAGCUGGACCAGUUUAACUUCUCCACAGAGUCAUCGCUAUAUCGUCCGGCGCCCGCUGUGCCGCAGCAAGCGUCGCCCGCGGAUAUGCGGCGUCCGGACUCCUACUAUACGGCAGUGCGCAGCAGCAAGGCGCCCACAUCACAUUAUCGCACGCCCAGGCCGCUGGCUCAGCCACCGGCGGCGCCCACAGUGCACGCGUCACGUCCAAAGACUGUUUACCAAACGGCUGCGCAGGAGGCGUCGCCCACAACGCCCACGUCGCCCAGGUCGCCCAGAUCGCCAACAGCGCUGGCCACUGCCAAUCCCUAUCACCGCUCCAAGUCGGAGGCGCUGCUCGAGACGGAUUUUGAUAGCGAGGCCGGCGAGGGUGGCCUGGUGCCGCUCCACGCCAAUGGACGCAGCCAUAGCCAGCCCUUGGAGACGGCCAUGUAAUGCACCGGCCUCACAGCCACUUCCCUUAUUCUCCAUUUCCAACUCAGUUUCGCAACGUUAGUUUUUAGUUUGCAUACAUUACUUUUAAAGACGAGAUUAUGUUAGCCGACGAACGAGAGACGAACGCCCCACGUUGUUUUAUGCAGAAAACUUAAAGCAUUCCAUCCAUUAGCUAUUAAAUUUAACAUAAACAUAUAAAAGACGAACGCAUAAAACACGAAUUAGUAUUAAAUUUUUGUAUAUAAUUGAUUAUUCAAAUAAAUA
This is a messenger RNA of Drosophila novamexicana, 9771 nucleotides long. RefSeq names its product protein bark beetle (gene bark). Bases 16 to 9507 code for a protein of 3163 amino acids. NCBI's taxonomy places the organism in Eukaryota, Metazoa, Arthropoda, Insecta, Diptera, Drosophilidae. Gene Ontology annotation, cellular component: membrane. The record is from RefSeq and is a predicted model, not a curated record. The transcript is spliced from 11 exons.